Messenger RNA from Mesorhabditis spiculigera, 1152 nucleotides. NCBI's taxonomy places the organism in Eukaryota, Metazoa, Nematoda, Chromadorea, Rhabditida, Rhabditidae. The record is from the annotation of a GenBank genome assembly.
AUGCCAAUGUUUUUACCCGUCAUUCCAGAUGACGUCACCUUCCUCACCGACGAGGAUUUUGCGAAUGCCGACUUGCUGCGGAAUGCCACAAUACCAGCAAGCGUGACCCUUUCGCAGCAACCAUUUCAUCGCGGCGAUAUCCGAGGGAAAGCCGCGUGGCGCCUGCCGGCCUUCCAGAAAACAAAACGAAAGGGCGCGCGCCGGAAUGGUGUCAUUUCCGGGGUGAAAAAGUGGCCGACCGGCCGAAUCCCGUACGUCAUCUCCAGCCAGUACAAUGAGCGCGAGCGUGCCGUCUUGGCCAGAAGCUUUCAGGAGUACCACAAGCGGACCUGCAUCCGCUUCUCGCCGAGAAGCGCCUUCGACAAGGACUAUUUAUACAUAGGAAAAAUUGACGGGUGCUUUUCCGAUGUCGGGCGAGCGGGUGGGCGUCAAGAAUUGUCGCUGGAUGAUGGGUGUCUACAGUACGACACGGCCAUCCACGAGCUGAUGCACUCGGUGGGGUUCUACCACGAGCACGAGCGAUGGGAUCGCGAUCAGCACAUCUCGAUCCUGUGGCACAAUAUCGACAGGGAUGCCUACGAUCAAUUUGGGAAGGUGGAUCUGGCCGAGAGUUCGUAUUACGGCCAACCCUACGACUACCAUUCCAUUAUGCACUAUGAUAGCUUGGCUUUUUCGAAAAACGGGUACGAGACGAUGGUUGCCAAGCGUUCGGAGAUGACCUCAGUGAUCGGGAGCGCCAUCGAUUUUAGUCCGGUGGACCUUGUAAAGAUCAACCUGAUGUACGGCUGCACCGAGCAGUCACCCCUGGCCGCAAUCAGCAGCUCACAGAUUGCGCCAGCCGUUGUUUCGCCACCGCUUCCGGUUUCGGUCGGCCAGGUGAAGCCGAUCAUCACGAGCAGCUCGCUGGGGACGGCUGGGACGGCUGGUGCCAUUGGAAGCCUACUCGGCACCGUACUUCCAGGUGAUGGAGAGUGCCGCGAUCGGACGAAUCUCUGCUGGCGAUGGCUCGAUCGGUGCAAGUCGUUCUUUUUCGAGAAGAUCAUGAAGGAGUUUUGCGCCCUGUCUUGCGGCUACUGCACGCCGCUGUCCGUCUCACCGCUAUCGACAGUCGCCCGUGAAUCUCCAAAGCCUCUCUAUCAACGACUCGGACGA